AUGUCUCAUAAUAUUUCACAAUCAGAAUUAAAUGUCGAAUGUUCAACGAUGAAAUCCGAUAAACAAACUGUUCGUAAACGGUUUUCAAAAUUUUUUCUUAAAAUACUUUCGAAUUUCAAUCAACCAACACAAACUUAUUCAUCUAACAAUCGACGCUGUAAAACAUCAGUUAGCAAACAUGAAUUAAAUUCUCUUGGCCAUCUACAAUCAAUAAUUGAUACAAGAAAUAAUCGAACUCUAUAUGGAACACAGUAUCGAAGGCGUUCAAUCAUUAAACGAAGUGCAACAUUAACAUCAAUUCAAGAAGAAAAUGAAAUCGAACUUAUGAAUUAUAUAUAA
This is a messenger RNA of Rotaria sordida, 339 nucleotides long. The record is from the annotation of a GenBank genome assembly. Lineage: Eukaryota; Metazoa; Rotifera; Eurotatoria; Philodinida; Philodinidae.